CUUUCCCCCCGCUCCUCCUACGUCACCUCUCUCAGCGGACGCGGCCCUCUCACCUAUUUCAUCUCGCAAACACAGCGAUUGUGCUCGGCGAUCUCAUAUCCUCUAAGCGAGCCGUCUUGGACUUUGCUUAGGCUUGCUGGGCUUGGUCUGGGCUGCACGUUGUUGUAUUUGUCCGUGCCUGAAGCACGCCUGAGCUGGUGGGGCGAUAAUUGGGUGGACGAGACGGUGUACAAACAAACGGUCCCCCCAGCGGCUGUAGCAAAGUAGACUCAGCAAGCAAGGCUAUUCGCUCUCCAUAACGGGGCCGCGCAGUCGUCAGGCGCUGCUGUUUUAGGCCACCGAGGCGAUACUCGGAGCAGCUUGCCCUGCCCUGCACGCACCUAGUGCGUUGCAGCACAAGCUUGCCCUUGCGACAUCUCCGUCUCCAUCUUCGUCGUUGCGUCAUACCAGCACGUUUUCUCCGAGUCUUCCGCCGUCGCCUGUUUUUGUGCCGUCUACGGGAUUCCAGCGGGUUUGCGGGUUUACGAGGAGGACGGUUAGGUUUGUGGGUGAAGGAUAGUAAGCUUGUUAGGAAGUAAUCCCUCACUUCGCUCACCACCCGCGUCUUGCUCCUGAACGUUGAAUACUGCCUCUUUCCCCGCCCCUCGUCGCGCCCCCCUACGCAGCUCAUACGGCACCGAAUCCAAAACUCUCACGCAGGCUACGGCAAUUCCGUACCCUCCCUUCAUUCAUCUACAUUUCACUCGCUUGCCCGUCAUUCGUCUCGUCUCGAAUAUACGCAUCGACUCACCAUGAACUAUACCCUCUCCUCUGACGACCCAUUCAACACGACCCUCUCCGCGCACGGCCGCCCCGUGUAUAGCUUCCAGACGUACGCCCCACCCACCGUGCCACGGCUAACAACACUCGUGCUCGCGCUCGAUCCUUCGAGCAGCACCGGGCACACGGUUCCGCCGCGAUCAUCCACACUUCCUCCGCCUCCCCCGUCAUCCAUGUCGAUGAUGUCGUCGGGAUCAAGAAGGUCGCACGGGCCGCCCCACGCGCACGGACACGUCCCAGCGCCGUCGCUGUACUCCACCGCGCCGUCGGCCCUCUCCGAGCUCGCCUCGGUCGCACCUUCGACGUUCUCCCUGCCAUCGUUGAUCCCGGGCUCGCGCUCGCGCCGGGAGCGAGAGCGCGACGCCGACCGCGCAACGAGAGAUAGAGACAGGGCGCAGGCGAACGGGCAGGUGCAGCCGUACGCGUACGAGAACCACUCGCGCGCGCCCAGUGCGCGGGAGAUUGCACGCGACGAGAAGCGCAGGGUGCAUGCGCCGCCGCCCGCCGCCGCUCAGGAGCCGUUUGUCCCGCCGCGCGCGCCGUUUCCGCCGGAUGUGAAGAGGAGGCCUGGGCAGCCGGAUCCGUAUCCACAAGGGCAGCAGCAGUCGCAACCGCAAGAGCAGCAGCAGCAGCAGCAAGAGGAUGUGCGCGGGCACGGGCAUGGGCAUCCGCCGCCGCCGCGGCACGCGUUCAGCUCGGACAAUCUCCACUCCCCGUCUGCGGGCGGCAGACACGACCGGCCGGACCCAAAUCGACGGCGGACGAUGGUAGACGACCGGGAGGGCGGGUCUGUGCAUUCGAGUCGCCCGGGCUCGAGAAUACGGGAGGGAGAUAGGAGGAGCGGGAAGGCGGCGGAGGUGGCGCGGGUGGCGUGGCUUGCGCCUGGGAGGGUGCUCGUGCUGGUGGGUGAGCGGGCGGUUGGGGUGCAUAAGAGGCUUUGGGGAUCAUCACGCACGUUCACAGCUGCCAAUGGCGUCUCGUACAAAUGGUCAUUCACCGAUGACGGCGCUACGCUAACAACAAACGACGGCAAACGCGCACAAGCCGCAACGUACACGAGCGUGCGCGGCAACGGCGUCGGCGCGCGUCUGCAGCUGACACCACACGGGACGUCGAUACGGGACGACAUCUUCGCGACCCUCGUCUGCGUGCUUGGCGAACGAAGAGGUGCGGACAAGAUGGAUGAUGUGCGGUAGCAGGCUUGUUUAUGCGUCGCUUUCUUUCUCCCUCCGCUCUCGAUUUUUAGCGGCUUCCGUUGCCACCUCGUGACGAGUCGGCCUUGUGGGUACAUCUUACCGCCCAGUCCAGUUCGAUUCAUGCUGCGUUUCAAGGACGCAUGGCACCUUGGCGUAGUGCUGCCGUUAUGGCAGUGGAAGAUAGUACAGGCGCGGCUCACGGCGCCAUUUGGUCAACCUUGCCAUCACGCAGCUCGGUCGAGUGGUGUCUCGUAGACCGAGCCCUUUGACGGAGAUGCUUGAUAGCGCGAGCCACAGCGCCGCUGUAACUAGUUCCCCAAGUGCGCUUCACAUUGCCCACUCGGCAUACGCCCCGCGAGCUGCUUAGUCCGGGGUCGCGCUUGGUGUCCACCACGCAAGCCGCGCUCCUCUAGGCCACGAGCUCCAGCUCUGUUUUCCUCUUUCAUCCCGAUCUCAUCGUAUCACAUUGCAUCUCACCCAUCCAUUGAUUCCUUCGGACGUUCUGCACAUCUCAUCCAUAUAUCACUUCUUCUAGGUUGCCGUUUUAUACCAUCUUUCAUAUAUCUUUUACAUGGAUGCGCACUGUUUUCUGUUGUUCUGGUGGUUGCUUUCCUCCCUGUGUUUUUUGC
Molecule: messenger RNA, 2644 nt
Organism: Coniophora puteana RWD-64-598 SS2
Lineage: Eukaryota; Fungi; Basidiomycota; Agaricomycetes; Boletales; Coniophoraceae
Exons: 5
Coding region: 792-2015 (407 amino acids)
Source: RefSeq, a predicted model, not a curated record